GGAGCCGGACCGGCCCCACAGCCAACCCCACAGCCGGCCCCGGACCGGCCCCACAGCCGGCCUCGAGGCGGUGGUGGACCAGUCCCACACCCAAUCCCACAGCCGGCCCCGAGGCAGAUCCGGCCUUGCCCGGUCUCACCCCAUAUCCCGCUCCGGAGCAGACCCGGCUCAGCCAGUCCCACACCCGACCCCAGGCCCAGCGCCGCCAUGGAGUUCGAGGAGGACUUGGAUACAUUGGAUCCAGAGAGGUUGAUCCAGUGUCCGUUGGUUAAACACCAUCGGAUCAGAGCACGGCGGUUUCCCUAUCACCUGGUGAAGUGUAAGGAGAGCAACCCUGAAAUUGCAAAGAAAUUGGCCACGUGCCCCUUCAACGCUCGUCACCUGGUUCCUCAGGCUGACCUCAGUGACCACAUCACAAAGUGCAACGACAAAGCCUUCAUGGAGCAAGAUGUGGUGAGCCAGUCCUGUGAGCCCCCAAAGGAGCAGUUGAAUAAUGGGAGCACAUGGCAGGCACCUCCAUGUGAUGAAGACUGGGAAACAGAGCUGCUGGAGGGAUCUGAGUCUCCUUUUGUGUGGGGUGUGAUCAACUCUGCCAUAAACAGCACCAUCAGUCACCGGAACGACUCCCUGCCCUCAGAGAUGCGGCUCCCCGGGACCUUCCCGUACACCGUGUCUGCAGGACCAAUUCGGAGUAUUAGUUCCUCCCCCUGGAACUUGGUUUUGCCCCAGCAGUAAGUGUCUCCCUGUUUUGGACAGGAGAGCUCCUGCAGAUGACAGACACGCUCUGGACCUGAUGGGAGGACUCCUUUACACUUGGCUUUUGUUGCAUUAUGUGUUUCUUGCAACAUUUGAAUAUGUGGAACUGUCCUUGGUUGCCAGAUGUUUCCCCCAAGCAGUUGUUUUAGAAGUUACCCUCACCUUUACUUGGUGAAUUUUGUUACUGUUCUUGAAAAAAUAGACUGAUAAAUUUACAGACUCAGAAACCUUCCCUGCCCAGCCCUGGAUCCUGAUAACUCCCCGUGAACAGGAAAAACACAGGAAUUGGCAAGACUCUGUUGUUUAACUUGUCAAAUGGCAGGUGAUGAAUUGUGAGGCUGUUCUGUGUGCUCCAGAGACUGGGAAACAGCAAGAGACCCUUCAGAAGGCUUUUAAGGAGUGGGGACUGAGGGAGUGAUUUUAAGCAGGGGAAGCAGGGUCUGGUUAGGUUUCUAAUUAGAGAGGAGACAGUGGGAAACAGAACAGUUUGGGGGGCUGAAAAUACCCCCCAGAAUCUUGUCCCUUCACUUGAUGCUUUAAAACAAGUGUGUGCAUGUGGAGGUGCCCCUUGGGAGCUGGGUGCUCAUGGUCAGUGCUAACUGUGAACAGCAGAUGCAGGAAUGGGAGGGGGAAUGUCCUGCAGGAAUGGCAGAUUUGGGAGAGUUCAGGCCUGGCAUAGCAGAAAUUGUUACAGUCCCAUUUCAGUAGAAGUCAGGAACCACCCAACAGUUACUUCCAGGAAUUUCUACCAUAUGCCUUAAGCAUCUUGUUGUUCUCAGGAAGCCUGGAGGGAUUAUGGAACUUCUGCUGGACAUUUGGGAGAAGUUUUGGCUAUUUGCUGGGGAGCUGCUGCAAACUCCCUGCCACUGAGGCUUCAGGAGUUGUGUUUGAGGGCCUGUUACAGCCUGGAGAGCACAAAGUGCUGAGUUUCUCCAGGCUGUCAAGAGGCUGAGAUUAAAAUCAUCUAGAGCAGCCAAACUUAAAAGUAUUUUUUCUGUGCAUGCACUUUUUGUUUCUAUCUUGUUGGAGUCUGACUGGACUCUGUCCACUCAGAGUGUGGAGAAUGUUCAGGUUGGGUUUUAAACUGUGUUGUCAUUUACAGAGACUGUUUUGAGAGCAUUCUGACCUUAACUUUUGCAGCUUCACACCUUCAGCCUUGCCUUUGUCACCUUAGGCCUUACCUUUGCCUCCUGUGUGUGAGGGGCUUCCCCAGGCAGACCUUAACAGAGAAUCCUCUGCAUUCACAACUCCAAACAGGGGAAGUUUCAGGAGGACACUGAAGUGCUCGUCUAGUUUCCAUUAGAGUUUUGCAGUUUUCUAAUGCUUAAAACAUGUUUGAGAGCUCUCAGGUACCUGUUCUGUAUUGGGGGAGGGGAGGAAGGGAGUAGGAAUGGUUUAAAUCAGUAAAAAUAUGUGUUUAGGCCUGAAAAUGUUAAGAUCAAGCAGUAAAUUUCUAAACAUACCAAGUACAAAAUGGGAUCCAAAUACACAACCAUAAACAAUUAAGAAGCCAGACAUGGUGUUUGUCUAGAAAGAGAUUAAUGCCUUCAUAUUGUCCUCUAAAAACUGGAUUCCCACCAUCUGUAUACUACCACUAGAAAGUAAUACAUGUUGACUGGAAUGUGCAAAAUUAGGAUUCUUUUAAAAUUCUGUCAAUUUAUGUCAAGGUUCUUGUUGGCAGUUUAGAAUAAAAAUGUUGUAAAUGCCCUA
Molecule: messenger RNA, 2466 nt
Organism: Corvus hawaiiensis (hawaiian crow)
Lineage: Eukaryota; Metazoa; Chordata; Aves; Passeriformes; Corvidae
Product: gametocyte-specific factor 1-like
Exons: 7
Coding region: 208-735 (175 amino acids)
Source: RefSeq, a predicted model, not a curated record